CGAACAAAAUUCCUUACUUCCAUUAAAAGGAAGGAUUACUACUCAAACCACGCAGCAACAUAAAAAACAAGCACUGGGCGUCCAAGAAAAAACAAGUAUUAAUACAAGGUAGGUAGAAGUAGGAAGAGCACUUUAGACAAAAUAAUUAAAAAAGGAAAGAGACAAGAUAUGCAUACGCUAAAACUUGACAGAAACUCAGAAUUUGAGAAGCAUUGGACCAGAUUGCGGUCCAACUACUAUUUAAAGCAGAUUGGAUUCAUGUCACGGCCCUCAGAGACAAAAAGUACCCUCCUCAGCUUGUUACUUCCUCUUUCCUUUCUGCUCCUAUCCAGGUUCUUCUAUGCUUCCUACCUCUUCACCAUAACUGCCACUCCAUGCUCCCUUCCUCCUUCUCUUUUCUUAAAUCUCUCCCUCAUCAUCAUCCCUAGUCUUCUCUACGUCCUCGUCUCAGCUGUUAGCGUAGCCACUGUGGUUCAUGGCCUGACUGGAAAAAUCACCUUUGCAAGCGAGUUCCCGGACCCCAUCUACCGUCCCCGCCUGUUUACCGCAUGGAUCAUCCUCUGCGUUUUGCAGGUAUGUGUCUGUCUAGGAAUUGAAGGUAGCAUAGAGGCGGAAAUCAAAGUGCACCGGAUUCCGCUAACAUGCAAGAAUUUCUCCUGGGCUGCUGUGAAUCCCAUUGACAGACCUGUCACUCGGGAGCAAGGUUCAUUUGAUUGGUUCAAAGGUGUCAUGGAUGAAGUUGCAGAGCUUGAUCUAAGGGGUGUCAUUGAAAUGCACAACUAUUUGACUAGUGUGUGUGAGGAAGGGGACGCCGGUUCGGCUCUCAUCACUAUGGUCCAAGCGCUAAAUCAUGCUAAGAACGGGCUUGACAUUGUUUCUGGCACCAGGGUUCGGACCCAUUUUGCAAGGCCUAAAUGGAAGAAGGUUCUUUCUAAGUUAAGUUCCAAGCAUUGCAAUGGCAGGAUAGUUUGCAAAUUCCGGAAGCAUGGGCCUACUCCACAAGUCAACGUAACCGAGGACCCCUUUGUGGCGAUGUUAUCUAACAUAAACAUGCUUAAUGGCGGUGAGGGAUGGUGGAUUGAUUCUGGUGUCGCAAGGCAUGUUUGUAAAGACAAAUCUUGGUUCAAAACAUUUUCUGAAUGUGAUGUUGAAAAGGAAGUGAGACUUGGUGAUGGUCAUACAAUCAAGGUUCCUAGCCAAGGAGAAGUGAAAUUGAAUUUUACCUCUGGAAAAACAUUGACUCUCAAAGAUGUGCUUUAUACUCCUUAAAUGAGGAAAAAUUUAGUUUCUGGAUUUCUUCUUAGUAAGGUUGGCUUCAAAGAGGUUUAUGAAUCUGGGUAUUAUGUUUUAACUAAAAAUGGUAUAUUUGUUGGGAAAGGUUAUACAUGUGAUGGCAUGUACAAGUUGAAUAUUGAUAUGAAUAAAGUUCCUUUAAGUUC
Molecule: messenger RNA, 1439 nt
Organism: Rubroshorea leprosula
Lineage: Eukaryota; Viridiplantae; Streptophyta; Magnoliopsida; Malvales; Dipterocarpaceae
Source: the annotation of a GenBank genome assembly